Molecule: messenger RNA, 5301 nt
Organism: Osmerus eperlanus (European smelt)
Lineage: Eukaryota; Metazoa; Chordata; Actinopteri; Osmeriformes; Osmeridae
Gene: lgr4
Product: leucine-rich repeat containing G protein-coupled receptor 4
Exons: 19
Coding region: 478-3375 (965 amino acids)
Biological process (GO): activation of adenylate cyclase activity; hormone-mediated signaling pathway; adenylate cyclase-activating G protein-coupled receptor signaling pathway
Cellular component (GO): plasma membrane
Molecular function (GO): G protein-coupled peptide receptor activity; protein binding
Source: RefSeq, a predicted model, not a curated record
GUAGGGUGCUUACACAGCGAGCAAGUAAAGCGGGCUGGUGGUGGCGGGGGAGCAAAGGAAGGAAACGUGAGGAAUGGCUGAAAGCUGACUGUGUUUUUCUACAGGAAACAAAUCAGGAGAGGGAAAACAAUAUAAAAAUGCGACAUGUUAUGUUUUUUAUUUCAAAUUCAUUCUUGAGUGGUCAUUCUAAAGGAAGCACGAAAUAGCCUACGCCUGUUCUGUUUAUUUAAUGGGACAACGAAAACGGAAAAAGCGUAGGUGACGAUUUCUCAUAUGGGGUGCAAGGGUAGCCGACUUUAUUUUCAUGGGACCAGCGAUAGGGUAGUGAUCACGCCACACAAGUAGGAAUAUUAACCCGCAAAGUAGGAGGCUACCUAUACGAAAAACAGACUGCUACACUGUGCCACAUGAAAAGUCGACGAACAGGAAUAGAUUACCAGAAAGGCCUUUGUUGCCCAGUCUGAAGCGAACUUGAAAAUGCGUCCUUUUGCCGUUUGGAUAUUCUUGUGGCUGUGUUUACAACAUGAUGGUGCCGCUGGUCAAGGACAGUCCACUCCGGCAGUUUGUUCGCCCUCAUGCAGCUGCGACGAGGACGGAGGUGCAGAUUGCUCUGGGAAGGGUCUGACCACAGUCCCUGCUGGUCUCAGCGCCUUCACAUACUACCUAGACAUCAGCAUGAACAACAUCACAGAACUACCAGCCUUUGUCUUCAGAAGCCUGCCCUACCUGGAGGAGCUACGGCUGGCAGGAAAUGAUCUCUCCUUCAUCCACCCUGAAGCUCUGUCUGGACUCCACCAGCUUAAAGUCCUCAUGUUACAGAACAACCAGCUGAGGACCGUUCCCAGUGCAGCUCUGAAGAACCUCCACGCCCUCCAGUCUCUGCGUCUGGACGCCAACCACAUCACCGUGGUUCCCGAGGACAGCUUCGAGGGCCUGCAGCAGCUGCGCCACCUCUGGUUGGACGACAACAACCUCACGGAGGUCCCCGUCGACUCUCUGAGGCACCAGGCCAACCUCCAGGCUCUGACCCUCGCCCUCAACCGCAUCCCCGUCAUCCCAGACCACGCCUUCGCCAACCUCAGUAGCCUGGUGGUGCUGCAUCUUCACAACAACAGGAUUGUUGAGAUUGGAGAGAACUGCUUCACUGGGCUGGAGAACCUGGAGACCCUGGAUCUGAACUUCAACAACAUCAAGGUAUUCCCCAAAGCCAUCCAGACCCUGCCCAAGCUAAAAGAACUCGGUUUCCACAGCAACAAUAUAGCUGCCAUACCUGAAGGAGCCUUCCAUAACAACCCUCUUCUCAGAACCAUCCACCUGUACGACAACCCUCUCUCCUCCGUGGGGGCCUCGGCCUUCCAGAACCUCUCAGACCUGCACUCCCUGAUGCUCAGAGGAGCCAGUCAGGUGCAGGAGUUCCCAGUCCUCACAGGAACCAACCACCUGGAGAGCCUCACCCUGACUGGUACGAACAUCGCUGUGGUUCCUGCUGACCUGUGUGAUGACCUGAAGCUCCUCAGAACUCUAGACCUGUCCUACAACCAGAUCGAGGAGCUUCCAUCCCUCCAGGGCUGCGUCCAGCUGCAGGAGAUAAGCCUGCAGCACAACCAUAUCCUGCAGAUCGACAGACACACAUUCCAGGGUCUCUCUGCCCUGCGCUUGUUAGACCUGAGUAGGAACGAGAUCCGAAGCAUCCAUAGGCAUGCCUUCCUCUCCCUCACCUCUCUGACCAACCUGGACCUGAGUUUGAACUCUCUGACCAGCCUGCCCACCGCUGGUCUGACGGGUGUGAACCAGCUCAAACUGACAGGGAACCUGGAGAUGAAGAGCAUUCUGACGGCAAAAAGCCUGCCCAGACUCAGGUCCAUCUCUGUGCCGUACGCCUACCAGUGCUGCGCCUUCGUGGGCUGUGACUCCAUCGUGAGUCCUCCUCCGGAGGCCGCUGCAGGUGGAGAAGUGGUGGAGAGAAUCUCCAUGGUUAUGCACUGCUCUCCCUCACCAGGAGCCUUCAAGCCGUGUGAACAUCUCCUGGGUAGCUGGAUGAUCCGCCUGACAGUCUGGUUCAUCUGCCUGGUUUCCCUGGUCUGCAACAGCCUGGUUCUGGCUGCUACCUUCUCCAGCCAGCGGGCCCUGCCUUCGGGCUCCUCGUCCCCAGCCUCCCUGCCCCCAGCCAGGCUGCUGAUGGGCCUGCUGGCCCUGGCCAACCUGCUGACCGGCAUCUACGUGGGGGUGCUGAGCGUGCUGGACGUAGCCACCUGGGGCUCCUUCUCCCAGUUCGGGGUGUGGUGGGAGACGGGCGUGGGCUGUCGGGUCACGGGAGUCCUGGCGGUCUUCUCCUCGGAGUGGGCUGUCCUGCUGCUGCCUCUGGCAGCGGUGGAGCGCAGCGUGGCGGUCUGGCCACUACUGGGGAAGACGGCGGCGGUGUCAGCCUCACCGCGCAGGAGCAGGGGGGCAGAGAGGCGCAUCAGCCUGGCCGCGGGCCUACUGGGGGUCCUGGCUGCAGCUGCGGCCUGCCUGCCUCUGAUCAGCUCCAGCCAGCCCUCGGCCUCCCCUCUCUGCCUGCCCUUCUCCGGGGGCGAGGGCCCGGCCCUGGGGGUCACGGUGGCCCUGGUGCUGCUCAACGCGCUGGCCUACCUGUUGACAGCGGGCGUGUACACGCGGCUGUAUUGCCGCCUGGGGCGCACGGAGCUGGCCGCCCCCGAGCAGAGCGGGGCACUGCGCCACGUCGCCUGGCUCAUCUUCACCAACUGCAUCUUCUUCUGUCCUGUCGCCGCCUUCUCCUUCGCACCCCUGCUGGCCGCCUCCGGUACCGCAGGAGGUCCUGAGAUCGCCAAGUCUGUCACGCUGAUCUUCUUCCCCCUGCCCGCCUGCCUGAACCCGGUCCUGUACGUGUUCUUUAGCCCCACCUUCAGGGAGGACUGGCAGAGGCUGCGGGGCCGGGCGGGAGUGGCCAGGGGUGUGAAGGCGGGGCCAGGGCAGGGUGGUGGUUGUGGUCAGGGCGUGGGGGGCGGAGACUCUGCCGGCUAUGACUGUGGGGCGUACUCCCAGCUGUGCGGGGAGGCGAGGGGGUGUGAGCAGUGUGAGGCUGCCGCGCUCCACGCCCGGGCCUCAUCCUCCUCUUCCUCAGUCUGCAGACACUUGGUGAAGUCCCACAGCUGCCCCACCCUUCCGGCCGGUGCGGGGCCGUGCCAGCGGGCGGAGGGCUACUGGGCGGACAGCGGCACGCCCUCGGCCCAGUCCGAGUACGCGGACGAGGGGGACUCGUUUGUGUCGGACAGCUCGGACCAGGUGCAGGCCUGUGGACGAGCGUGCUUCUGUCAGAGCAGAGGCCUGCCCCUCGUCCACUACUCGUACAACAUACCUCGCGUGAAAGACUGAUGGCGGAAGAGUGUGUGGAAUGUGUGUGUGAAAGUGUGCGUGUGUACGUGUGCAUGCAUUUCUACCAACCGAUUUUGUUCAACGCCUUAGCGAGUAGAAACACUUUGUGACACAGUAAAACAUUGCAUACAGACUCAGAUCAUUCAGGAAGCACUUCUUUGACAUCACUGUGUGUGCAGAGGCUCAACCAAUCACAUCGGUGUGGGAACAGAGACUCAACCAAUCACAAAAAGGGAAUGUUACCAUGACUCGGAGUGCAUGAAGAUGGAAGACGUUGGGCCAGGACUUGGUCUGCCCUAAAGGAGGUUGAACCAGUUCCUGUAAACCUUUUGUGUGUGUGUGUGUGUUUCUGACAAAAGACAAACAGACAGACUGUCACCCUGUUAUCUAAAGAGGAACUCAUGCCAUCAGUGCCUAUUCCUGGGUCAGAUAUAAAUGUCACCCGAGGUCAAUAGUAUCUGGCUGGGGACUUCCUGUCUCUCCUUGUAGCUUCUACAAGGAUGCAAUAGAUCGAUAUAUAAAGAUAAGCUUUUUUUGUUUUGUUUUUUCAUGAUCGGUCGAUUUUAAAGCCUAGCCAUAAUCUCUGUUAAUAUAGUUUUGUAUGUACAUGUAGCAAAUGUAAUCGUCCUCAUUCUAGUGUUGUUGAUUGUUUUCAGUGUGAAUGUACCACAUCCUUCACGGGAAUACUGCAUGGAAUAGAAUGUCUUCAUUUCAACUUACCCAGUUGACCUUGAAUGUGACCCUGAUUAAAUCUACACUCUUAAACUACACACUUACUAAGCAUGCAUUUUCCUUAUGGUUGCCAGAUACUGACAUAAAUGCAAAAUAGGAGAAUCAGAAAUGUUUCCUUGCUGAAAGUGAUCAGACUUGGAAGCCAUAUUGGAAGAGCAGAUAUAAGAGUUAUAGCUGCAGUAGUUUAUCUAGCUGCCAUUGGUAUAGUUUAUUGUUGUUUGUUGAGACAAAUUAUAAAUGUGGGUAAUGGUGAUUUAAUGCCGGAAAGUUGGCCCUGAAAGUAGAACACAAUGCUUAUCCCAGGCACCCACAGACUGGAGCGCCCCUAGUGGUGAAUGUUAAAUCCUACACACAGGAAAGUUGUUAGACAGAUUGUAUUGUAGUAAUGGUAGAUAAAAUAAAAAGGGGUUUAUUUUUUUACGGUAGACAUGAACCGUGUGGGUGCUUCUCUGAAAGCAAAGCUAUUUUGCCAAAGUUAAUCUACAUUAUACGAAUGUGCGUUCUCAUGACCCUGAAUACGGUUUUAAAGAUAAUAUUUUUCAUAUUUAGUCGUCAGGAGUUUAUGGAUGAGCCUGUGUGGUACAGCAGAGGGGUUUCUGAGGGAGGUGUGGGUGCUGAGAGGGCCUGUAUUCACAAGUGUACUUCAUGUUCAUGCUCACUCAGGAAUGUAGGGAAACCGUGACUCCCCGUCAACUAUUUGCUCACAUGUCCUUAUAAUACAUAAAAUUGACUUGUGAAAUGAUACAGUAGAUUCAUGCCUGUGAGUUUCAUUCAUGUAAUGGUAUGGAGUUGUGACCGGUAUGACUGGGUGUGUAGUUAUAACACCAACCAAAUGUAAUUUUUAUUUCUCAUUUUGUGUCCGUUUUUUGUUUGUGAAAAUUCCAAAUCUCUGUGUUUUGUGUUUGAGUUUGUAAAUUAUUUUUUGAUGCUGUAGAAAACCAAUAAUCACAAAUGGGAUGCGUUGUGUAAUCACGAAAGCUACCUCCUCCUCUGUAAUGGCUACAGGCAGUGCUUUAGACCGUCUGUCCUAGUUCUGUUUGAGAGGUAGGCUUUAAAUACUUCUGGUUGUACAUUGUCACUGAAUUUAUGUCACGCUUUUAGUUAAAUGCAAAUUGUGGGAGGAAUUGAUGUACUGUAUACUGUGAUUUGUUUUCUAAACCAAAAUAUAUAAACUAAAAAGUUGCUUUCAAAUCA